AUGGUGGCUUGGCGAUGUGGUGCCUUUGAAUGUCUCAACGUGUCUCGUGUAAAGGAAUCAAAGGAUGAUGAGCAUAGGAGUUUGAAUGAGAUGACAAGGGAGUUGAUGCUGGAACUGCUGGCAAUUGUGAGCAUGGGUGUGCCUGCAUUGGGUGGACUGGGACUUGGCUAUUUCAUCGUGCACUUGCCCGAGUAUUACAGGAGCCGGAAUGCAUAUAAGGAACUUCCCAUGCUCUUUUGGAUCGGAGUCAUUGGGACAAUCCUGGAUCAUAUGAAUCUUCUGAGCUAUAUGUUCAUUUUUGAACAAGCAACAGAUGGCAAGGGUCUAUAUAUCUAUGAUGGAAUUGGCCCAAUCUCACCCAACUGCGAUCAACUGGCUUGCAUGGUCUUUGUGUUGACCCUCCGUUCAAUCCAUGCAAAAGAUAAAGUGAGGAACGAAAAGAACAGGCAGCGUAUCGAGCUAGGUUAUAUACGCAAGGCUGACCACAAGCACAGUGACAAAGUGAACUGUGUACGUUGGGUAUGGUGGUGUUUGAUACCACUUCCACUGGCCAUUUUGCGUUUUCUUGUGUCUUUGAUUUUGGUCUGUGUUGCGAUCGACUUGCACGGUCACGAUCCAACAUCAUGGACAUUUUUGUCAUCGUUCUUAUCUGCCAGAGUGCUGAGUGGAAUCGGGCUUUUCAUUGUGCUGAAGGACAUGUUUCAACAGAUUUUCAAACAGCUUGAUCACAUUGAAAAAAAAUUGGAUGUGAUGAACGACGUGGCAAAGACGCUACCUCACCCCUUCGCUGACGAAGCAGAAACUGAAGGGCUGGAAUAUACCUGGCACUUUUUGGGGCCGGAAGAAACUGAGGACAUAGAAGAAUAUGCAUAUACCUCUGGGGUGGCCCUACGCGGCAUGCAGUCCAUGGAGCCGCGACAAGACAGACGUGGCCGCCGCGACACGGUGUGUAUUGAUAUGCCCAAGAUGGGAGAAACAGUCACUCAUAUGCCUUCCCUGAUUGAGUGGAAGGAAGCUUCGUGUCAGGAUUGGUUAAAGAGGUGGCAUUACAUUCGAACGACCUUCUUGGAUGAACAGUUCAGCCUAGAUGCCAUCCUUGGCAUGUGCGUAUUAACCAUGCUCUUUUGCGCUUUGCAACUGGGAGCAAGCUGGUUAUGUUUUGAUCCACAUCAGAGCAACUUCACUUAUCAAGGACUGCAUUCAGCAAUGGCCAUCGCUUUCACUGUAGCCUUUGGAGCAAUUUUUAUGUACCUCUCACGCGUGUGCAUCAAGGUGAACGAACUCUUUCAGAAGAUCUUGAAGCAGCUGGACGAGCUGAGCUCUCGGACUUGGCGUGAAAAGGGCUACGAACACUUUCAGAUAAUGCAAGACUUCAAGGCAACCAUUGAAGCUGGAGGCUCUCCCCACACCCUUCUGGGAUAUACCUUAACUUGGCGCCUGGUCUUCUCCAUUUUGGCGCCAUUGCUGGCCCCCACACUGGCACACAUCAAGCCGCUUUUCGAGGGUGCGCAGCACAAUGUGCAUGAUAUGGUUUGGAACAGCACCGAGCUGAUUCGGGCAAGUCGAGAUGCAGAGUAUUGGAUCAAGGAGCUUGCAAAUAUGAGCCACCUCCAAGAACUCGUGUCCACAUGA
This is a messenger RNA of Durusdinium trenchii, 1632 nucleotides long. The record is from the annotation of a GenBank genome assembly. Lineage: Eukaryota; Dinophyceae; Suessiales; Symbiodiniaceae.